Trichoderma gamsii is the source of this 978-nucleotide messenger RNA. RefSeq lists its product as hypothetical. The coding region runs from base 1 to 978 and encodes 325 amino acids. Lineage: Eukaryota; Fungi; Ascomycota; Sordariomycetes; Hypocreales; Hypocreaceae. The record is from RefSeq and is a predicted model, not a curated record. The transcript has a single exon.
AUGACAAAUAAUAUUGCGAAACUUUCAUUGCCCGACUCACCUGGCCGACCUCUAAAGCUUGGACUUACUCUACCGACUUCCAUCAGCGUUCAAGAUAUGGUGCGACACAUACAGGACGAAUCUCUGCAUGGCAUUAUUACUCGUGAACUAUGCAUCCAGAAACUUUCCCCACCGCUACCCAAGCAAAAGCAUAUUAAUAUGCCCAAUGUCGUACUUUCAGACCCAAGCAAAAGAUUCUACGAAGCUGUGAGCGAUAUAAAUGGGCUUGUCACUGUCGCGGCUUUCGAGCACAGUACUGCCGGAACGCUAAAUACGCUGAAAAUCGAUCAACACUUCUUCAAAGUAAUACCCCCCUCCGACUCACUACAGUAUAUCUCUUGGCUUUGUCGCUACGCAUGUGAAUAUGAGGCUGGCGUCUCGGGCUAUCUACCACGAAUAAAUCAGAUGAAGGAUCACGCAUUUGAUUGGAUGAUGCCUAGAGAUCUUGCCUUAGCCCGGAACAGGAUUCAAGGAGAACUGGGAGACGGCGCCGCGAAUAUUCGGUUUGAAGUUAACGCCGAGCAAACGUUCAGUGUUGAUGAUAAUGAAACCCGCCUUCAAGGUCAAGCCGAUAUUGUCGCAGUCGCUCCCCCAUCAGACAACAGCGGUAGUAGAAGCGCUGAUUCUAUCUGGGAGAUCAAGUUUGUCUCACACCUUUCUAACAGCCAUGUCUUACAAGCAUGCACGUAUGCCUACUUACUGGGGUUAACACGUAUCAUGCUCUAUAACGUGCGAGAUGGGGAGAAAUGGGAAAUCAUACCGCAUGAUGGACAAGAGGGGCUACGGCGUAUGAUCGAAAGCGUUCUAAGAGUUAAGUAUACGACUACGGGGCAGAUGAAUGAUAAGGAGUUCAUUGAUAUGUGCGCAAAGGUCAUGCUGGAAGUCUCAAGCCUAGAUGAUUCACGGGAGCAAAUAUCUCUCGCAGAUUGCAAAGCUUAA